Molecule: messenger RNA, 812 nt
Organism: Mya arenaria
Lineage: Eukaryota; Metazoa; Mollusca; Bivalvia; Myida; Myidae
Product: serine protease inhibitor dipetalogastin-like
Exons: 4
Coding region: 121-528 (135 amino acids)
Molecular function (GO): protein binding
Source: RefSeq, a predicted model, not a curated record
CGCGGCCGUUAAAUAUAAAUAAGUUUGUAUUACAAAGCUAGGGCAGUUGAACCGCAGUUACAAAGUCCUGUUAGGCGGUCAUCUCUAAGACGUUGAAAUUGGCGAUAUUAAAUCUGCAAAAUGAGAACUGGAUUUCUUUUUUGUUUUGUUAUUACGACAGUUGUUGCCCAGAGAGAGGGGGGUAGCUACGUUCGAGAUCCUUACCGUUAUGACGUAGCGCCAGAACAUGGAUAUCGAGGCCGUGGUCCCUCCUGUGAGCAGUACUGCAACCUUAUAUAUGAUCCCGUAUGCGCCUCUGGCAAAGUCACAUACAGGAACUUGUGCUUCCUCAGAUGCGACAAACAGAGUUUCGAGUGCUGGGGGAGGUGUCCAUGCCCAAAGUACCUGCCAGACCCCGGGAGCUGCAACUGCCCAGAGAUCUACGAUCCCGUCUGUACGACCGAUAACGAGACAUUUGAUAACGGAUGCCAGGCCGAAUGCGAGGGGCGAAUAGUGGCUUGUGAAGGACCAUGCCCGUGUAGAGGGUAGCAGAACGUCUGCCUUCAUGGCUGGAGCUGCAAUACAGGGGAAGCAUCAUUAAAAGCAGAGCUCACUCUUGUAAUCACCACCUUCUGUGUCAUUCGGAAUACAUUGCAACUCAUUUGUUUCCUUGGGCUUAUAUGCAAAUACAAUUUAUGACUUUAAAAUGUGUGUGUGGUUAUUUUUGAAAGAAAACGUAGCUAAGUCACAUAUAUGUAUACAUGGGCAACGAUAUAUGUAAAACAAGGGCGAGGUUCCUAUCUGUAGAAAUCAAAUAAAACUCAAUAAAAUAG